AAGUGUUAAUGAAUCUACCGAAGACAUAUCCUGGGUUAAUACCAAUUCAAAAACCAAAAUUGAAAUUGAUAACCUUAUGGAUAGUAUUGGGAAAAUCGACAUUUUUGGUUCCCUAAAAAUCUUGGACGAAAAUAAAGUGGACGACACUUCUUUUAAUAAUGAAAAGGAUUAUUUUACAGGUUUUAAAAACAAAUCGAAUAAGACUUAUAUGGAUGAUGAUUUUUAUUCAUUUGAUAAAAUAAUUUCUAAUGAAAAAUAUAAUAAUAAACAAAAAGAAAGUAUAAAAGAAUCUUAUUUUUUUAACGAUGAUCAAAGCAGUGAUACAUCGUUAAAUUUUGAUUAUACCCAAAAAAAUAAUACAAAUAUUAACAAUAUAGACAAAAAUUUGGAUGAUAUAUUAAAUUACAAGACUAAAGAUUUUAAUAAUAAUGAUGAUAUAUUUUAUAAGAAUACUAAAAGUGAAAUGAAAAAUAAUAUAAGUGGAAGGAGUAAUAUAAAUGAUACCUUACAACAAAUUAAUAAUAACAAAAAUAAUCAUAAUAUUAAUAAUAAUAUUAAUAAUAAUAAUAAUAUUAAUAAUAAUAAUAUUAAUAAUAAUAAUAAUUUAAAUUAUAAGAAUUUGUCGUCACUAGAAGAAUUUAAAAAGAUUAAUACAAACAAAGAUGACAAAAAUAAUAAUAAUAAUAAUAUGUCUCAUUCAACUAAUAAAUUAAAAGAAGACAAAAGAUUUAAUAAUUAUAAUUCUUUGACUGAAAAAGAAUUAAGAGAAGCAAAAGUUCAAGCAGCAAAAAAAAGCAUUGCUCAACUUUUUUCGAAUACUAAGAAUAUUUCUUUUUCUGAUAAUUCUAUAACAAAUAUAAAUUCAAAUUUACAUGAAUAUUCAUAUAAUAAUAAAAUUAAAGCAGAUCAUAAAUUUAUAAAUAAUGAACAUGAAUCAUUUAAUUCUUUACAUAACAUAAAUAUUAAGAAUAAUCAUCAUAUCAAUUCAAACAUCAAUAUUUUAAAUGAAAAUCACAAAAAAAAUAGCAAUUUAAAAAAUGACACUCAAGUGAGAAAAAAAAAUGACUUUGAUUUUUUUGGAUAA
Plasmodium reichenowi is the source of this 1084-nucleotide messenger RNA. RefSeq names its product ADP-ribosylation factor GTPase-activating protein, putative. The annotation marks the transcript as partial. The transcript is spliced from 2 exons. NCBI's taxonomy places the organism in Eukaryota, Apicomplexa, Aconoidasida, Haemosporida, Plasmodiidae. The record is from RefSeq and is a predicted model, not a curated record.